CGGCAUUCCACGUUGUGCCGCGCUCGCUGUCGAACGCCUACUAAUACCCACCCGAAAGGUUUCCUUCGAGCAAGUCGUCGCAAAUCAAAUAAAGAAAUAUGUCUAUCUCUGCGUUUAGACGUAAGAAGCUGCUCUAUGUCUUCAAUGUAUUCUUUGAUGUCAAUCAAAGCGGUACCAUUGAAAGGAAAGAUUUCGAGCUAGCUAUCGAGAAAAUAUGCAGCCUUCGAGGCUGGAAGCCCGGAGAUGCGAAGAAUACCGAGACACACGAGAUCAUGAUUAAGAUCUGGGAUGGACUGAGGAAGAGAGCUGAUUCCAAUAAGGAUGGACAGGUAUCAGUUGAGGAAUGGGUGUCAAUGUGGAAUGAUUAUGCACAAAAUCCUUCAGCUGCUUUAAAAUGGCAGCAGUUGUACUGCCAGUUCAUGUUCCAACUCGAGGAUGCCAGCGCCGAUGGCACCAUCGAUUGUGACGAAUUCACAACCGUUUGCUCCUCCUAUGGCAUCGAUCCUCAAGAAUGCAAGGUGGCCUUCGGUCAGAUGGCCAAGGGUAAGGCGAGCGUUUCCUGGGAAGAAUUCCAGGAGUUGUGGAAGGAGUACUUCUCCACCGAAGAUCCUAAUGCGGCUGGCAACUAUAUAUUUGGAAGAACAAGCUUCUAAAUUCAGUCCCUAUUGACAAUGCCCAAAAUUUAAAGGGCAAAGUACAUUCCAUCAACACGAGUCUUGGCAUCAAGGUUUAACACACGAAACGAAAAAUCGCUGCGUUUAAAUUUAACGCAAAACUCCUAAUUAAAUCGACGAGAAAUCAAAUUAAUCGUGUGAUAGGCCUCACGUCAACGUCACAUUAAUCUAAUUUUGGGUGUGUGUUCAAGAUGUAAUAGUAAUUUUGUCAUUAAUAGAAUCAUAUGAAUAUUCGAUUUCCAUAUUGAAGCUCAAAGUUUAGAAAUUUUCGACUCUUAGAGUGUAUGCUAUGAAAUCUUUUCACUAUCGAGUUUCUUAUUAUAGCAUAUCUUGUAGUCAUAUCUAGAUAAAAUAAUCAAAUCGUAUUUAAUAUUGUGUUUUGGACUUCUUGUUACGUAAUGUUUUGCCUUUAAAUGUGUGUACCCCUCCUUUCUCAGUUUAGAAGUAAUGUUUAACGUUUUAAAGAUUUAUUUUACGACUAACAUGAAAGCACUGCCGUCUGCCGCCACUUUUCGGUUUCACUUGUGUGAAACACUCUUAAAAUCUAGUCGUUCGAAUUUUAAUUCUUUCGUGUUUUAUAUUAAUGUUGAUAUUGUUGUAAUUAUUAAUACACUUUGUUGUCGUUCCUUCGUUUUGUUUUAUUUAUUCAAACGUUUAAUAUUGUUGCGACUUCAUGGUUUUAUGUAUAUAUAUAUAUUGUA
Molecule: messenger RNA, 1375 nt
Organism: Vanessa atalanta (red admiral)
Lineage: Eukaryota; Metazoa; Arthropoda; Insecta; Lepidoptera; Nymphalidae
Gene: Scp2
Product: calexcitin-1
Exons: 7
Coding region: 99-653 (184 amino acids)
Molecular function (GO): calcium ion binding
Source: RefSeq, a predicted model, not a curated record